Molecule: messenger RNA, 1731 nt
Organism: Eupeodes corollae
Lineage: Eukaryota; Metazoa; Arthropoda; Insecta; Diptera; Syrphidae
Exons: 1
Coding region: 1-1731 (576 amino acids)
Source: RefSeq, a predicted model, not a curated record
AUGAAGCUUAUAACUGUGACGUUCGUAACGCUCGUCUUGACUAUUGGAAUUUCUGAACAAUAUUUUCACUCACCUGCAGUUGAACUCAUUAAAAAAGUUCACGAGGAAAGUUUUGCGGAGGCGAUUUGUUUCGUUUGCGUUGACGGUGCAUUUUUGAAUUUGUUUUUGAAAGUACAUUCUAAUAUUCCAGUGGUAAUUUUUGAUUCGCAUUCGCCGAAUAUCUCUUCAAAUGCCAGCAAAAGCCUCUAUGGCCACGUGAUGAUAGUGGUUGAAGCUGUCAGAGAGGAUCCAAAUGAUAUCGAAGUCCUGCACGAAUUAAUUCUCCGACUUGGAGUUCGAAAUUUUGCAGCCAUCAUUGCAGAGGAUAUUGACAGAUUACGACGGUACUUCUCGUUCCUAUGGGAGAAGAAAUUCAGGAGGACUUUUGGAAUUGUUAAUGGAACUUUCUAUGCAUAUUUUCCGUAUGCAGAUUCAACAGUUCUUCGGUUUACCAAUUUGAACCCUCUCCCGAAUGCACAGAUGAACCUGAACGGGCACGUGAUACGUACUGCUAUCAAAUUGGACCUGCCUCGGUCAUUUUGGUAUACUGACAAUCAUGGUGUUCGAAAAGUGGGAGGCUUUGUUGCCCAAGUGUUGACGCACUUUCUGGAAAAGUACAAUGGAACUUUCGUCGAUGCUCUGAAGAAUAAUUUUGAAAAGAUGAAGGAGAUAGACGCAGUUGUGAAGGGUAACAUGGAUGUCACUAUGAACCCUUACAUUCCCUCCGAGGGCAUUCAACUAAGUUACCCUGUUAAACUGAGCAGAUGGACGAUAAUAGUUCCACUGAGGGGCUUUUUAGAUCCGAAUGAGUACUUCUUACGGCCAUUUUCACCGACACUCUGGAUAUGCAUCGGACUGACUUGCUUGUACAUCAUCCUUAUGCACAUGCUGAUGAACAUUUUGCUGGGUUUGCCACCAAACAUUUGGCAUUCAUUUAGCCAAAUGUAUUUAACAAUGUUGAAUAUGUCUUUGGACCAGGAAUACUUCAGGGCCUAUCGUUUCCAGUUCAUUCAAAAAAUAUUUGCCUUCAUCAUUGUGAAUUUCUAUCUUGUGUUUCUGACAUCAUUUCUGACAGUAUACAUAAAAGUGAAGGAGUACGACUCGAUUGAAGAGCUCAUCGAUGAUGGUUUUCCUGUGAUGAUGGCCGAAUACGAUUGGAACUUCACUGACCAUAAAAUAUUCCCAAAGGGCUUUGAGAAAAUCCUUUUAAUUGUUCCGGCAGAUGAGCUGGUUAAGACGCGGUAUUCAGUGCAAAAUACAACCUAUGCAUAUGGUGGAGGUAUAGAUGCUUCUAAUUUUUUGCAAAGUGUGGUCGCGAGAUAUUCAAGGCCAAAGUUUAAGUGGAUAAGUGCAAGUUUGAAUCAAGCCUUGUAUGCAUUUAUUUGGGCCCAGAAUGCACCACUUCAAGAAGUCUUAGGUCAGUUUAUAAUUAGAAUUUCUGAUUAUGGAUUAAUAAUAAAAUGGACACAGGACGCAGUUAUGCAGGGAUCUCAAAUUGUGAAGAAAUAUAUGAAGAUUAAACCCGAAUCUUCGGAUAUUCUGUUCCCUUUGACGGUUAAACAGUUGCGGUUUGCUUGGACUUGUCUUUUGUCGGGAUUGACAGUUGCUUCUGCUGUGUUCUUGGGAGAAAAAUUUGGUGUUAAUUUGUGGAAGUCGUUUUCGUUUAAUAGCAAUAGGAACCCAAAAAUGUAG